Messenger RNA from Meleagris gallopavo (turkey), 2476 nucleotides. NCBI's taxonomy places the organism in Eukaryota, Metazoa, Chordata, Aves, Galliformes, Phasianidae. The record is from RefSeq and is a predicted model, not a curated record.
AACCGUGGGAUCGAAUCAGGCAAACUCCACCUCGCCGUCUUGAACCAAUGCACAACUCCUGACUUGAAACCCACCCCAGCACCGAGUGAGCUCAGGGACUUGAACUCCAACCAAGCACAUGAGCUCAGCAGUGCUGCAGAGCUGAACCCACGAGCGGACCCAGCAGCACCCAGAGUUACGGGGAGCCCUGAGUAGGAAUGCUGUGCUGGGGAAGCGUGCACAUGAUGAAGUGGAGGCAGCUUUUCUGGAUCGCGUUCUGCCUUGUGAAGUUGUCUGGUACCGCUGCUGACAGCCCCACAGACAGCUCAACUGCUGUGUCCUUGGCCGUGGCAACAGCACAGAGCAGCACUGGCAGUGUGGCACCCACCGGCAUCAUGGGCAGCACUGCACCGACGCAGGACAGCAAUCCUGCAGCCACUGCUCAACCCACAUCAGGCAGCCCCAGUUCCCCAGGACUCAGCAGUGAGCACAGCCCCCAGUUCAGCACCCAUCCCAGCACCCAUCCCAGCACCCAGAGCAGCACUCAGAGCAGCCAGACCCCCACACCACUGCUGGACAACCAUCCAGAGGACACAAGCAGUGGGGCACCCACCACGCUGAGCCCAACACUGCACCCCAGAACGACAGCAGCUGCACACCCAUCUGCAUCAACAUCGCUCAGCUCCACGGCCACCCCCAGACUGACGGCGGUCUCGGAGGACACCACACAGCUGCACACAUCUGGUGGUGUCAGCAAGCCCAUCACGUGCCACAACAUCAAAGAAGUGAGCGACAGCGGAGCCCUCUGCCUGCGGCUCAACGAGUCCCACACCUGUAAACAUUUUUUGGAUACGAAGGGCUCAGAUUUAUGGAGCACGAUCUGUGAAGAGGAUGCUCACCGUGUUCCCCCACCCUGCCAGAUCAAACUCGCCAUGUCCGAGGUGGACCAGGAGUGCCUGCUGCUCAUCCUCGAUGGGAACACAGAUCCUGCUAUGGAUGUGCUCCAGGAGUCUCAAUGGGAAAAGUUCGGAAUCAAAUCCCUCGAACGGGGCAGCGUGCGGAGCCACCAGGACUUUUCUCGGAAGACACUGACGGCUUUGGUCACCUCUGGGCUCCUGCUGGCAGCUCUGGGCACGGCUGGGUACUUCCUGAUGCGGCGGCGGAGCUGGAGCCCUGCAGGACAGAGGCUGGAUGAAGACCACUACGACCUGGAGACUGGCAGCCAGGGCAGCCCUGCACCGCAGGAGAAGCCGAGUGCCAACGGGGCGCAGGAGAACGGCGCAUCCCGCAACGGCCGCGGCACGGCGCAGAGCCUGGCCGACAGCUCCAUGUGACCCCACGGAGUGCACGAGUGCCUCACACUGAACUUUUUCAUCAUUUUUUUUAUAUUCUUUUUCUCGUUUCCGUGAAGAACUUCACCGUUGCCCCAAAGCACGUUGCGCUCCAGCGCUGCUUGGGGCCGUUUCUGUGCUCUCCUUCCUUCUUCCAAUGAUCGCACAGGGAACUUCUUUUCUGCCAUCCUCUGCUCUUGUUGUUAAAAGCACACGGUGAGAAAUGCAGCUGAACAGAGGAGGCUGAAGCCACGAUCCGAGUUGCAGCGGUGAUCUGAGCACCAGCAGCCCCAGGAUUCGGUGGUACCGUGAUUUAAAUAGUUAGAUUGGGAUUCCGGUGACACGAACCUUUCAGGUUUCAGGGAUUUCUGUUUUUUUAUCUCGUCCUUAAGCACAGGACGUCUUCUUCCUUUAAGAGCAUGGGGUGUUUAAUCCCCUCCUCGCCCUUUGUGCCAUCUUUGACAUUCUUUCGUCUCUUAGAAUGUACUGAAGCUCCGUGUAACACUUCCAACCUGGCAUUGAAGGCUGAAAUACAAACAGACCUUGAGCCCUACUGACCCCACCAGGGUGCAGGUAGAUGUUUUAAGGUGAUGUCUCGCCCAUCUCCCAGCUUGGAGGUGGCAUUAACACCACAGUAGUGAUCCAUCAUCGUGUCGUCCCAUCACCCCACCCCACAAAAUGGAGCUUUGGCCUCCAUAGGACUUUGGGAACAGAAGAUGCCAAAGGGCUGCUGGUCAGACAUCUGCUGGACUCCGUGAUGGACAUUUCCAUUCAGACAAAAACAAAGUAUUUUUACUUUACAGUAACAAAAAGCCAAUGCUGAAAUGCCAAUCGCAGGAGCAAACCGAGCGCCGUUCCCCUGUGAACUGCUUCUCCCAGCCCUCAUUUUAAUCAUCUCAGUGAAAAAGAAAAAAAAAAAAGAGAAAAAAGAAGCAUUACAAAUGAGUGUCCUCAGAGCCGCCGCGUGUUCAUCCCGCUGGGACGUGGGGCUCAGGACCACACCUCAGUGAGCCCUUGUUUUGCAGCACAACGUGAUGACUCAAAGCUGUCCGACACGUCUGCUGGACGAGUGACGUGCAUCAAGUUAUUAAACGGCGUUUGUUUGAUUUUCUGAUGUUUACCACGUGCUGCUAAUUCCUGGAGAAAUAAACGAGGCUGCAGGCUGA